Sphaeroforma arctica JP610 is the source of this 381-nucleotide messenger RNA. RefSeq lists its product as hypothetical. The coding region runs from base 1 to 381 and encodes 126 amino acids. Lineage: Eukaryota; Ichthyosporea; Ichthyophonida. The record is from RefSeq and is a predicted model, not a curated record. The transcript has 3 exons.
AUGAAUGGACCAACGUAUUUCAUGCAGGAGAUGCCUGGACUUACUCUUUCAAUCUCGUUUAAACCUGGCAUUUUGUAUUGCAAUGGCAAAAAAGAAUCUUGCAAGUCGAUGGUGGUCCUAAUAGACAUGGAUGCUAUGCCUACCCUCAGUAACAUAGAUGACAAUGGCGAGCCCAAGGCCAAAAAAGUGGACUGCUCGAUCAAAGAUCCCAAUGACAUCAUGCGCUUGAUGGGAGAAGGAUUCGACCUUCGUGAGCCCAUUGAUGACAAACUGGACAGCUGGUACAUGGGAGAGUAUUUUAAGAGGUUCAUCUUGACAGACCCGCCUCCUCGUUUCGCCGACGAAGUAAAGGACAUCAUAAAGCGGCUCAUGGGAAGGUAG